CAUUCCGGGGUUGUUUUUUUUUUUAUUAAGGCGUAAUUUGGAUGAUAGGCGCGGAGGAUGUAUGCGUCGUUCGUGUGACAUUGUAUUUGGAGGGAAUACUACUUUGGAAUAGCAGUUUUUAAAGGGACCGACACCUUGUUUUUUUUUUUCCUUUCCUUUUGCUGCGGGUUUUUUUUUUUUUUUUUUUCCGUUUUACUUCUCUCUCGUCAUAUGUGCAACAACAUGUCAGACGUUCGCCUCUCUAACGCGAGCCCCACGGUGGAGCGGGUGGACGCGCGGCCGCCGGACAACGCCAGGUCGGUCCGCAGGGUGCUGUUCGGCACACCUGACCCGGAGGAGACGCGGAAGCAAGCGGAGGCUCUGCAGCGGCAGUCCGUGGAGGCUUUUAGGGACACGUACAACUUCGACCCGGUGGAGGACAGGCCGCUCUCUCCGGGGCUCUACGAUUGGCAGGAGGACGAAGACGCGCCGGAGUUUUACCGCAGGCCGCCGCGGGGGAGCCAGCCGCCCCGGGGCGAGGCAGGCGAAGGCAGCCCGGAGACGAGGAGGGAGAGGCGGUCGGCUCACACUAACGGUUCGCGGAAACGAUCUUCAGAGUCUGCAGGUCAUUGCUCUGACGAUUGCACGAGUAACGGCAAGAAGUCGCGUUCCGACAAAGACGACGAUGAAGAGCAGGCGCUCGGUGCAGGAAGCCAGGCAGAGCAGCAGCAGCAGCAGGAGGAGGAGGAGGUCCCAUGCUGAACGGUGCCAGAGCGCUGAGACCUGCCGCUGGAGGCUUCCUCACCAUCUGACAGCAGACGUGGAGAAAAACAAAGCAGCUUUAUCGGAAAGAAGGGAGGAGGAUCAGAAGGCUGCACAAGCACUGAAUAUGUACACUAUUGACUUUUGGCACUCAUAUUUUUUCUAUUAUAAAAUUGCCUCAAAAGCAGCAGACAAUGUAGCAGUGUGCAAAUUGAAUUUUGCUCAUACUUUUUAUAUAUGUAUAUCUAAAAGUAUAUAAAUAUAUACAUAUAUAUAUAUAUCUACUACCUAUGUUUCAGAUGUAGCAAAUAAUUGGUUUUCAUACCUUUUUUUGUGUAAAUGUGUGUAUGUGUGAGUUUGACUCAGGGAGUUGCAGUGCAAUUCCCAUCAGAGAAAUUUGAAAGUUAUUUAGUAUAAAACAAAAAAUGCUAAUUUGUGUCAUUAUUCAGGUAUUUCAUGUAAGUUUUUUUUUUUUAUUAUUAAUAUUAUUCGAGAGAAAGAGAGAGAGAAAAAAAUGCAGAUUUCAAACAUCAGGGUCACAUGGAAGCAAAAAUGUUCACUUUUUCUACAGUGUAGAUGUUGAAGGCCCCACCUGGUCCGCACUGUGUAAGACGAGGAUCCAUGAAACUGGGAACAGCCAUGAUAGAUAAAGUUUACAGUCUUCUUAUCUUCCCUGUUUUUAUUUUAUUUCAUUUUAUUUUCCAAAUGGGAUCAGGUUUGGGAGGGAGGAGAGUUAAAAUUCUUAAAACUGCUGAGUAAUAUCCACCUUUUUUUUUUUUUAAAGAAAUGUUUUCAAAUAAUCUUAAAACGUUUUAUUUUGUAAAAUUCGGUGACUUUCUAUUUCAAUGACGUUCUUGCUCCCCCCUCCGUAGGUAGGUGUGGUCCAGGGUAACAUAGACAGAAAAAUAUGUUAAAACCACUGGGCUUUCUUCUUUAUGCAAAUAUGUGAAUCAAAGAAUGGUGUUGGUGGCGUGACAUUCAUGUGGAACAUGUAAUUAAUUGCACUAUUCAUUCUCAUUUAAGUGAGGGCAGACAUACAAAGUGACACCCCCUCGCUUUGUGUAAAACUUUGAAGUGUUUUUUUUUUGUUGUUUUUUU
Messenger RNA from Xiphophorus couchianus (Monterrey platyfish), 1839 nucleotides. Its product is annotated as cyclin-dependent kinase inhibitor 1B-like. The record is from RefSeq and is a predicted model, not a curated record. Gene Ontology annotation, cellular component: cytoplasm; nucleus. The transcript has 3 exons. Gene Ontology annotation, biological process: G1/S transition of mitotic cell cycle; negative regulation of mitotic cell cycle; negative regulation of cell population proliferation. NCBI's taxonomy places the organism in Eukaryota, Metazoa, Chordata, Actinopteri, Cyprinodontiformes, Poeciliidae. The coding region runs from base 211 to 741 and encodes 176 amino acids. Gene Ontology annotation, molecular function: protein-folding chaperone binding; cyclin-dependent protein serine/threonine kinase inhibitor activity.